This is a messenger RNA of Anisakis simplex (herring worm), 252 nucleotides long. The record is from the annotation of a GenBank genome assembly. Lineage: Eukaryota; Metazoa; Nematoda; Chromadorea; Rhabditida; Anisakidae.
AUGAUGGUGGCUUAUACGGAGGGAGAAGAAGGCGAUGGUGGCCAGGGUGCCGGUGGGGGUCGUCUAAGUAUUAGAUCGUAUGGAUCGACCGGGUCUAGUGUAGAUUCUAGUCCGAGUCCUACAUUUCUGCAGUACACUCCUGCUCCGGGUGAGCAGCACGCCCACGCUGCGACCCAUCCCCUGAAUGGGCUGCACCAUUCGGCCCACCAAAAUAUUCUGCUGAAUGCCGCCGCGAGUGGUAAAUGUAAAUGA